Molecule: messenger RNA, 1509 nt
Organism: Adineta ricciae
Lineage: Eukaryota; Metazoa; Rotifera; Eurotatoria; Adinetida; Adinetidae
Source: the annotation of a GenBank genome assembly
AUGAAUAUUUUCUUAAAUCUUCUUUAUUUCUUCUAUAGUGUUGAAUGUAUCAUAAAUCUAACAGAUAUUGGUUAUCGAGGAAUUUCGAUAACAUGGCGUCGUUUGAAAUCCAACGAUUUCAAUCAAAUUUCGAUGGAGUUAUUAGUGACAUUGGCGUUAUCAGAUAAAUCUUCUGAUUUAUGUGAUUAUUAUCAUUCAAAAUCGAUUCCAAUUGAAUCUUACCUUGGACUUCAAUGUUUAAACUCUUCUGAUCAAUGUCAAUCAUGGUCAUUUCAACUUUCAAAUAUGGAAUGUUAUUCGAAAUUACAUGAAUAUCCACGAAGUCUUCUUUUCUAUACAGUUGACCUUGUCACUUCGUCUUCGAACGACCUUUCCUAUGAAUUUCGAUUUCCUUUUGCGAAUUCUUCCUGUUGUUGGAAUAAUUUUGAUGUUACUAAAACACCAGUUGAAUUAAUUUCCUUUAUGAAUAUUUCCGAAGUGAAUUCUCCUCCAAUGACUCGUUUUCCCAAACACAUUUCCAUCAACAUCUACGAGACGUUCCUCUACUCUCUUCAAGUAUUUGAUCCCGAUGGAGAUUUCUUCCAAUGUACUUCAUCCUUAUCAACAGUUUCAAUUGUUGAUCCAUGUUCGUUAACAAUCCCAGCAAAUACUUUCAACGUGAAUCAUCAAGACGACGAAAUUCUCAUCAAAAUCGAAAUUAUCGAAUACACAAAUUCUGCAAAAGAUCAAAUUCGUUCUCGUUUACCCUAUCAGAUCAUUGGAUAUCUCAACGACGAAGAUAAAACCGGUCAAUGUCUGAAAACUCCCUCAAUCGCUCUGUUGAAUAUUGAAAAUGAUCUAAUUUAUACUUUUUUCAACGAAUCCAUUCAUAUCGACUUGAUUUCUCGAAGUCAAUGCGAUAUCGAAAUGAAUGAAUGUUCAAUGAUCAGUGCGUUUCAGUGGAAAGUGAAAUCAAUUGUUGAAACAACGAUCGAAGAUCAAAUUCAAAUACAAUUCGAAUGGACACCACGAAUCGUUGAACAAUGUGGAUUUCACACUCAUUGUAUUCGUUGUUUUGAUCAAUUGGACAAUUUCAAUGAGAAAUGUCUUCAAAUCUUUAUUAACGGAUUCGAUUGUCGUAAGUUCUCCGAAUUCACAAAAAAGUAUCUUUCGAUGAACAAAAACUUAGAAAAUCGAACGAAUUCAAAUCAAAGUUGUUCGUGGUCUCCAUUCACCAUUUGGAACCGAAUCAAUGAAACAAUUUACAGAAGAAAUCGGACUUGUCGAGAAACGUUUCAUUCGGAGAAAACUUGUUCGUUCUGUUUCGGUUCGAGUGUUCAAUAUCAAUCAAGUUUAACUUUUCUCAAAGAUUUUGAUUUAUUUGAACAAAGUUUAUUGACUCCAACACGAGCACAAUCAACAAGAAAAAUUCUUUUCAUUGCCACGAUCUUUUGGAUCAUUGCAUUUCUUAUUGCCUCUGCUUUUUCAAUCUUCUAUGCCAUUCGAAACAAGACGAAAACUUUGAGAUGA